CACGAGCCCACUCGAGCCACGUUGCACUCAUGGCGCAAGCAGGGCCUUCGUCGCUCAAAAAGCAGAAGAAAAAGCAACCUAACAAUGGAUUUCGGUCGUCAAAAGUGAGGAAAGUUCAGGCAGUGAAAUCCAUCGAGACCCUCGAGGAGGCUGCACUGCAAUAUGAGCCUCCAAUAAAUUUAAAGGUCUUUGCGGACCUCCCCAUUUCAGAUCUGACGAAGCGUGGGCUGAAGAAGGCUUCCUUCGUCGACAUGACUGAUAUCCAGGUCAAGAGUCUGCCCGCCUCACUUAGGGGCAAGGACGUCCUUGGAGCAGCGCGAACGGGAAGCGGAAAGACGCUUGCGUUCCUGACACCGGUGCUGGAAGUCUUGUACAGGCGGAAGUGGGGUCCUCAGGACGGUCUGGGAGCUUUGAUUAUUUCACCUACCCGUGAACUGGCGGUGCAAAUAUUUGAAGUACUACGUUCAAUAGGAGGCUAUCACACAUUCUCUGCCGGAUUGAUCAUCGGCGGAAAGAACCUCAAGGAUGAACGCGACCGCUUGACAAGAAUGAAUAUACUCGUCGCCACUCCUGGACGUCUAUUGCAACAUAUGGAUCAGACUGUUGGUUUCGAGUGUGACAAUUUGCAAAUGCUAGUGCUCGAUGAAGCUGAUCGCAUAUUGGACAUGGGAUUUCACAAAACUCUGACCGCAUUGCUCUCCCACCUUCCAAAAUCACGCCAAACUCUUCUCUUCUCUGCCACGCAAACCAAGUCUGUCACCGACCUCGCACGGCUAUCAUUGAAGGACCCGGUGUACAUCUCUACGCAGGAAGAAGAAGCGAGCGGCGUAAUGCCAAAAUCGCUUGAGCAACACCACGUUGUGGUGGACCUCGACAAGAAACUUGACGUGCUGUGGAGCUUUAUCAAGACGCAUUUGCAAACCAAGACGCUGGUUUUCAUGUCCUGCUGCAAGCAGGUCCGCUUUGUCUUUGAGACGUUCUGCAAGAUGCACCCUGGUAUUCCCCUGUUGCAACUUCAUGGCAAGCAGAAGCAGAUGUCCCGUCUUGCGACGUUCCAGCGGUUCACUUCGAUAAGGCACGCCGUUCUGCUCGCGACUGACAUUGCUGCACGUGGUCUGGACUUCCCUGCUGUUGACUGGGUCCUGCAAGUCGAUGCGCCUGAGGAUGCCGAGACGUAUAUCCACCGUGUCGGUCGGACAGCGCGAUACGAGAGUGCAGGCAAAGCGCUGCUAUUUCUGGCGCCAAGCGAGGAGGAGGGCAUGAAGGCCGCGCUCGCCAAGAAGGGCAUCGAAGCUGCGAAGAUCAAGAUCAAGGCGAGCAAGACGCACAGCGUUCAGAACCAGUUCCAAAAGUUGUGCUUCGAGGACCCGGACAUCAAGUAUCUCGGACAACGAGCAUUCGUUUCUUACCUUCGCUCUGUUCACAUCAUGAAGGACAAGUCUAUCUUUAAGCUCGAAGAGCUACCUGUCCAGCGUUACGCAGAAGCUCUUGGUCUACCUGGUGCACCCAAAAUCAAAUUUCUUAACAAGGAAAUUGCAAAGGCGAAGAAGAAUGCAUCUCAUGCAGCUGCCAAAGCGGGGACCAUGUCGCAGCUCGACAGGUCGAACGAAUCGGAUGAUGAAUCUGAAAGCGAUGGCGGGUCAAGCAAGAGCUCUAGUGAGGCCGAGAUCACCGAGGCUGAGGCUUCCACGAAACCUGAAAAGGUUCGAACGAAGUACGACCGCAUGUUCGAGCGCAAGAACCAAAAUAUCCUCUCGGAGCACUUUAACAAGCUCGUCAACCACUCUGCCGACGCUAGCGACUCCGACGGCGACUUCAUCACGCUCAAACGUGCGGACCACGAGCUCAAUGAGGAAGAGCUCCCCGAGCACGAAUUCACGUCGAAGCGCAAGCAGCGACUUGCACUCUCGAAGAAGGCGCUCGCGCAGCGGGGAUCGAAGGGGAGCAAGCUCGUUUUCGACGAGGAUGGUCGUGCGCACGAGGUAUACGAGAUGAAGAGUGCCGAAGAGGUAUUCCAUGGCGAAGACGAUGUGAGGGAGGCUGGCAAGCGGUUUGCGGAGGAGGAGCGCGGGAAGCUGAGGGAGGCCGAUGUCAUCGAUCGGGUGGCGGCGAAGGAGAAGAAGAAGGAGAAGAAGCGUAAACGCAAGGAGCGCGAACAAGAGGAGAUGAGUGGUUCUGACGAUGACAGCGCGGCCUUUGCCCCGGUGAUCGAACCUGUGGAAGGAGAAGGCUACGUCAGUCCUAACUUCGACCUACCCCCUUCUUCAGACGAAGAGGAUGCCCCACCACCAUCGAAGCGUGCAAAGAAGUCGAAGUUUCCCCUCGCAGAAGAGGAAGAACUUGCGUUGCAACUCUUGCGCAGCAGGAGAUAGUCGUGUUUAUUUUUUUCCAUCUCCGUGUCAUCUAUUCCGCCAGCAUAUCCAUAUGUUUGUGUCUCA
This is a messenger RNA of Phanerochaete carnosa HHB-10118-sp, 2438 nucleotides long. RefSeq lists its product as uncharacterized. The transcript is spliced from 7 exons. The record is from RefSeq and is a predicted model, not a curated record. Gene Ontology annotation, molecular function: ATP binding; nucleic acid binding. Gene Ontology annotation, cellular component: nucleus. NCBI's taxonomy places the organism in Eukaryota, Fungi, Basidiomycota, Agaricomycetes, Polyporales, Phanerochaetaceae. Bases 30 to 2372 code for a protein of 780 amino acids. Gene Ontology annotation, biological process: rRNA processing.